Messenger RNA from Ixodes scapularis (black-legged tick), 6566 nucleotides. It is a transcript of the gene Grip, whose product is annotated as glutamate receptor-interacting protein 2. The record is from RefSeq and is a predicted model, not a curated record. The coding region runs from base 992 to 4342 and encodes 1116 amino acids. Lineage: Eukaryota; Metazoa; Arthropoda; Arachnida; Ixodida; Ixodidae. Gene Ontology annotation, molecular function: protein binding. Gene Ontology annotation, biological process: neurotransmitter receptor transport, endosome to postsynaptic membrane. The transcript is spliced from 20 exons.
GCAGACGACACUGAGUCACAGCCCGGGCGCAAACUGCGUGCGACGUUCUGCCGCGAGUCUAACGACGUUGCUGAACAAAGUGCUGAACAAAGCCUUCGACGAUCACAAGUGGGACAAAACUAUAGCACAUCUGCGGUUCGAGAGAUACUCAAUCCGAUUGGUGCGAUGUUCUGAUGUGGCUGCUGAAAACGUGCUGAAGAUUCCACUUCGACGCGUCCACCAGCUGCUGAGGACACCACUGAAGAAGGUUCGCUGUGGAAGCUAAAGAGGCUGCAUUAGUGGAGGAUUGGGAAUGAUUCUAUUAUCCAAUAAUAUAGAUACUGGAGUGAAAUUAGCGCAGACGAAUCAACUGUGCUAGCGUACACUCGCCAAGAAGCUACUGCCGGUGAUCUAGUUCGGUGCUACGCUUCUGUGCUGAAGAAGCGGAUGUAAAAGUGCUGAACGAGCUCAGCUGCGACCAAGUGUGAAUACAUAUAUGAGACACCUCAGGUUAAUUGGUGAAGGGGUGCGCAUCCUUGUGAUGCUAAAGUAGUGCUUGCCUGCUGAAGAGCUGCUGAAGAUCACCCUUCAAAACGACUCAAGUGCGCGUCACUACAGACCCUGCCGAGAUUUCCACGGUCACCUCCCUCAGAUAAGUGAUUCUGUGGAACACCGCCGCAAGCGCCGAAGUCAUGUCGGUGACUCAGCAGUUGAGCUGCUGAAGGUCAGCCAGCUGCUGAAGAUCACCUUUCAAUACGACUUGAGUGCGCAUCACUACAGACCCUGCCGAAAUUUCCACGAUUUCCCCACUCAGACAAGCGAUACGGCGGAACAUCGCAGCAAGUCAUGUUGGUGACUCAGCAGUUUCCGAGUUGCCGAAGACAUUGAUGUUCAAGGUGCUGGUGAAGCCGGUGUUGUUUCGUGAGCCUGUGGUUGUGAAGGUGUUUGUGUUCUGAACAACGCUGCUGCUUAAACGGAAGUUAUAUCCUUCGACCGACAUCAGCAAGUCAUCAUGCCUUCGUGGGGAUCGGGAUGCCUGCGGAGUUCGCAGAAACAUGCACGUGAAGAGGCAGAGUAUAGGCGUCGCCACGAGCCGCUCGAAGAUGUACCGUUGACCUUGACCAAGCGCCUCAGUUUCAUCAACGAGGAUAAGCGGGGAUCAUCCACAGUCGAGCUGCUCAAGAGGGAGGGUUCGACGCUGGGGCUCAUACUGUCUGGUGGCAUCGAUAAGGGAGCCCGUCCUAAAGUGGAGAGCCUCAGGCCCGGCAGCAUAGCCCACAGGUGUGAUGCCCUCGCUGUCGGCGACCACAUUGUUGCUGUCAACGGGAUACGCACGGGCAAGCUCAAGCACGACGAAAUCGUGAACCUGCUAAAGAAUGCCGGGGACAAAGUGGUGCUCGAUGUCGAGUACGAGAUUCCCAGCACGGCGGCCGAGACGUCCAUGUGUGUGUGCCCCAAGGUCAUCCAGGUCAAGCUGGAGAAAGACAACGGGAGCUUCGGUUUCCUGACCCGAGGCGGCGCCUGUCCAGAGAAGCUCAAGAGCCGGCCACUCACCAUCACCCACGUCAGGCCCGGCGGUCCCGCUGACAGGGAGGGAACCAUCAAGGCAGGCGACCGUCUGCUUGCCGUGGACAACGUCAACCUCAACAGCGCGUCCCUCAACGAGGCCAUGGCUGUGCUCAAGCAGGUUGACAAGCAGGCCCUCCUCACCAUAGAGUAUGAUGUGUCUGUCAUGGAUGCUGUGCGGAAUGCUUCCGGGCCGCUAUUGGUCGAGAUCGACAAGACGCCCGGAUCCCAGCUGGGUGCUACAUUGACCCAAGUGCCUCACGGUGAAGGCGCUAUUGUCUUCGACAGCAUCAAGCAGGCCAGCGUGGCAGAAAGGUGUGGCGCCCUGCACGUGGGCGACCAGCUGCUGGCCAUCGACGGCACCCAGGUGGACCAGAUGAGUCCCGCUGAGGCCACGCAGCUGCUCCGCAUGUCUGUCGGGGACAUCAUCCGCCUCGAGAUCCUUCCCAUCAGCCAAAUGGCGCUCCGGCGCUGGCCCAGCUCCUCGCACUCCAAAAGGGGAGGUGCGAUGCCUGCCCCGCCUCACGGCUACGCCUCCAACUACGACACGCUCUCGUCGGUGGGGGCCCACUCCAGCCGAUCCUGUGCCCAGCGCUACCCUCUCCCUCCCCUGCCCCCUCCUCCCCAUCACCCCCCUCUCACCCCUUCUUCCUCGAGGGUGAAUAGGGGACGCAAGCACCAGUCGCAAGAACACACCGCAAGUUCUUCAAACGCGUCCACAUCGUCUGUGUAUGGGACGGUCCCGGCCUGCCUGCCCCCCUCUGGCCAGCUGAGCCACACGGAGACCACGCAGGUGGCGGUCUGCGCAGACCACAAGGGCUUUGGCUUCACCCUGCAGGGAGACGUGCCGCCCUCGGCCCCGACCAUCGUCGGCAUCGACCCCAGGGGGCCGGCCGAAAGGACCGGCGUGAUCCAGAUCGGAGACCGGGUCAUUGCUGUGAACGGGCAGACGACCGAGGGCAUGUCUGCGGAGGAGGUCACCCAGAUGGUGCAGAGGUCGCGACCUCGCGUCGUGCUCGACAUUGACUUUGAUGUCGCCGAGUCGGUUGUUCCCAGCAGCGGCACCUUCACGGUCAAACUCGCCAAGAAGGGACCCGGUCUCGGCAUCACCAUAACAUCACCCAAGCACCGGCGCCCCGGGGAGCCUCUGCUCAUCUCGGAUAUCAAGCGGGGCAGCGUGGCGCACCGGACGGGCACCCUCCAGCCCGGGGACCACCUGCUGGCCAUCGACUGCGUCCGCAUGGACAACUGCACCAUCGAGGACGCGGCGCAGAUCCUGCAGGCCUCGGACGAAGUCGUCAAGCUCAGGAUUCGCAAGGACGACGCCUUUUGCGAAGAACCAGACGCGACGGGCGCCGUGGUCUUCACGGUGGAGCUGGCGAGGCACGGGGGGCCACUGGGCAUCACCAUCUCGGGCACCGAGGAGCCCUUCGACCCCAUCGUCAUCUCAGGCCUCACCGAGGGGGGCCUGGCCGAAAGGACGGGUGCCCUGCACGUGGGUGACCGGAUCCUGGCCAUCAACGGCCAGAGUCUGAGGGGAAAGCCGCUCAGCGAGGCCAUCCUCUCGCUGCAGAACUCGGGAGAUGUCGUCACCCUCAAGAUAUCCAAGUCACCCAUCAACCAGGGUCUAGACCCCACCAAGAUUGAACGACCAAAAGAGCCCGAGCCUAGCAGUUACCUCAGCAUGUAUGGCACACCCAUCCCCAGCGUCGAUAGCGCCGUGGAAUCCUGGGACAGCUAUGGCGGGCCAGAGGCCAUGGCGGCCCUCGCCAAUGGGACGGCUCCGACCAAGCCGACGUCCGCUGGCAUUGGCCAGCACGAAGCCGACAUCGCCGGCAUGGCCGCACCUCCUCCUCCGACGCAGCAGCCCAACAGCGGCACCUCGGCCGAACUCGCGUCCUGGGAGCGAGACGUGUGGGGUCACCGACGUCCCGCCAACCUCUCCUCUCCCCCCGGCCCCGCAAACCUGCCCGCUCCGCCCGCCGUAGGAAGCGGCCACUCCGCCGCCUCCGACAGCGGGUCCGCCGACUGGACCAAGGUCCUGGAGGACUUGGAGACGUGUGGGCAGUCCAAGCUCCUCCGGCAGAUAGAGCGGAGCAUCAUGGGCAGCUUGCCAUCCAUCGCUCCGCUGCCCAACCCGGAGCCCGGGGGCUUGCACUACGACGACCUGUACGGGUUCCAGACGCGGGGCGGGGGCCAGCAGUCCGAUGACACCACAUCCACCGAGUGCGAGUUCCAGGCAGCCGCGGCAGAGCGAGAGGCCAGAUACGCGGGGCGAGGGGAACAGGCGCCGCCCUUCACGCUGUCCCCCUACGAGGAGGAGGGCCGGCUGGAUGAGGGCGCUCUGACCCCCCUCCCUGGUUACCCCGAGCCGGCCCCGAUCCCCAUCGAGGUGCACCGGGUGACGCUCUUCAAGGACAAGGUCUACGAGGACUUCGGCUUCAGCGUUUCCGACGGCCUCUACGACAAGGGCGUGUAUGUCAACCGCGUCAGGCCGGGGGGCCCCGCUGACAUGAGCGGCAUCCUCAAGCCCUACGACCGUAUCCUACAGGUGAACGAGACAAGGACGCACGACUUUGACUGCUGCCUGACCGUCCCGCUGAUGGCUGCGGCCGGCGAUCGGGUGGAGCUCAUCGUGAGCCGCCCGGCCUACGUCAACGGCAGGGGGGCGUCCUCGCGGUCGAACUACGAGGGCGCCUCCUUCCACCCGUGGAUAGACGACAACGACCGGGAAGACUGUUCCUCGCCCCCCAACGGACCCCGGCCCAGCUCCCAAGUCCUCACCAAGACACUCUGAGCCAAGCCAAGCCGAGCCAAUACCGCCUAGAAGACGAGUCCCGCGCACAACAUCGUUGCUAGUGAAUGCCCGACCCGCGCCAAGUCGCGUCCUUCGUGGUGUCGCCGGCUGCUAGUGCUAGGUGGCGCUGUGUGGACCCACUAGUGAUGAUGUUUGGAUGGGAAAGGCCUUAUCUUCUAGGUACUUCUAAACCCUCCUAAAUACUGACAAGAACAGCCGGUUGUCUCUUUGCGAGAAAGAACUGUCCUCGCUACGGAUCUAUACUAGCCAGUUCCAGAGUCCUCACCAAGACCCUCCGAUCCGAGUUGAGCCACGUCCCGCCCCCCCCUCUCCUCCAAAAUGCUGGCGAGAUCAUCCAAUCGUCUCUUUGCGAGAAAGAACCGUCCUCGCUAGGAACCCCAACUCGCUUUAUUUACAACACUGCAUGGCUUGAAAAGUAAGUUUAACUGAUCCUAAGGAUCCCAGUGUCCACCCCCGAAAAGCUAGGGCGUCUGCUUUUCCGCAAAGCACUAUGGAGAGCCGAUCGAUGUGAUUUUCGAAAGGAGUUUGGCGGACAACGAGGCCAUGCUCGAUGUCACGGUGCAGGCUGUUUUUUUAAGCCUCGUCAUUCGCCGAGUGUCCUCCGUAGAUCGCAGCAAUUGGCCCUCCCAAAUGCUUUGCGGGAAAGUAGACGCUCCUGAUUUUCUAGAGUGUGCACCUCAUUACUGCGAAGCAAUCCCAGAUGAUUUAAUAUUAAUAACAGCAAAUUUUUGCUGUUAUUGACAUGGCUUCCGACACCCGGCCGUACGCAAGGCCUGUGGUGAGACAUCAAGGCCCGUUCACACACUUCGUUUGAUCACGACCGACGGAGGCGAGGCCGAUUCCUAGGCCUCUAGGGACUGGCUGCGCGACAAUGCAGCUAAUCGUGAGCUGUCGCAGGAGGCUUAGAAACCGGUUUCUUCUCGGUCGUAGUCAAGCGCGAGCGUGUACAGGCCUUUAAUGCAGACAUCGAAACGGAAGAAAUUUGGAACCUCUAGAAGACAGUUGCAGCUUGCACAUCACGAGCGCACUUGGAACAAAUUGUAGAGAGCAUCCGUCUUUAUGCCGGCUUUCCAAAUCGCCCACGAGUUCCCGUCUCUCUUUACCUUCCUAAAUGCUCGAACGUCCCUUUCCGACUCAACUGAUCAAACAAACUCACCGUAAUCGGACACUCGAGAGACGCAGUCUUGCAUGGUCUUUACGCCCAAUCAAAAGCACCCCAUCUCUGCGUCCCUAUCCAAGCAAACGUGUACAUAGUAGUUGAAAAAGCUUGAAACGCCGGAGAAGAUAGGACUGUCUACACCCACCCGAGACGCGCACGCCGCAAACCGUCUGCGGUUUCAAACGUACAAACCGAACUCUUGUCGUCGGCAUUUUUUUUACUUUUGCACUCGCCUCGUGCUUCUCCGUGGGGGAAGCGUAGACACCGACGAACAAACAUCUAAACUCAGAGUUUUCCAACUUUACGAGCGUUUCCGUUGGUGUUUUCGACCCGCUGAGGCUGCUUUGUGCAAUUGCCUUUUCUUGCGACCGAGUGCGUCACCACCUCUCUCAAGGUCUGUUACGAGUGGAUGCACUGGCGCAAUCUACGAGAUGGCCCCGCCUCGUAGAUAAUUGUGAGGUGUACCCACUACAUACGAGAAAUGGUCAGUUAUAAUGUUGUUAAAGAUUUUCGAACCAUUAAUAAAAAAACAAUGUGCAAAAAAAAAAAGGGGAAAUAUACAAAAAUUGUGACUGUUCCACGGCUACCCAACAAAUGGCAUCAGCGCUUACUCCCGUUGUAUAAGAGAUCACAAGAGGUUUUAACGUGCUCAGUGGUGAGCAGUCGCAAGUGUGGGAACCGGCCUUUAAACGUAUGGCAGGUCGUUCCUUUCCCUGUGGCGUUGUUGCGUUAGUCAUCAAAUGAGUCAACACUAGUCGAACGAUUGCCAUUUCUCGCCUUUGUAAAUAACUGGACGAAGACCCACCAAACAAGCGAUGAUGACGACAGCUCGAAACCGCCCCGGCAGUUGCCAACUGAUUGUCUCAAGUUCCUCGCUCGAGACAAUCUUUCUCAAAGUGCCUCUCUGUUCCUCAUUAGCGACGGAUCUUGUUCUGCAACAUUUGUUGUUGUGUUUUUUUUUAUUCUUUUCUGUACAAAGUUUGCCCUGGUUGUCUCUUUCUGAGUCUUUUUUGGAAAACGAUUAAAGGACUGACGUACCCCGUU